Messenger RNA from Caenorhabditis sp. 36 PRJEB53466, 1122 nucleotides. The record is from the annotation of a GenBank genome assembly. NCBI's taxonomy places the organism in Eukaryota, Metazoa, Nematoda, Chromadorea, Rhabditida, Rhabditidae.
AUGAGGACCCUGGUACCUAUGCUUCUCGUCGUGGCGUUUGCCCUUUUCUCCUCGGCUCAACAUCAAACUCUCGAAGAGAAGGUUCAGAACUUGGCAGAUCUGACUUCGCGUCAUUCGAUUGUCAAGUUCAACAUGGACAAGUGGAAGAACUUGGUGCGUAUGCAACCAAGAAACUAUUCGGUAGUUGUAAUGUUCACCGCCCUCUCUUCUGGUGUUAACUGCCCUAUCUGCAAGUGAGUAUUCACUUCUUUACUCACUCCCAAUAUCUCGUCUCAGGCCUGCUUACGACGAGUUCAUGAUUGUCGCCAACUCUCACCGCUACACGAACACUGAAGGAGAUCGUCGCAAAGUGUUCUUCGGAAUAGUCGAUUACGAAGAUGCUCCACAGAUUUUCCAGCAAAUGAAUCUGAACACCGCUCCGAUUCUCUACCAUUUCGGACCUAAGCUUGGAGCUAAAAAACGUCCCGAGCAAAUGGACUUCCAGAGACAGGGAUUCGAUGCUGAAGCUAUCGCCAGAUUCGUCGCCGAUCAGACUGAAGUGCAAAUUCGCGUUAUCCGUCCGCCCAACUACACAGCCCCAAUCGUUAUUGGACUGUUCAUUGCUCUGCUCCUCGGAAUGCUCUACAUGAAGAGAAACAGCCUCGACUUCCUGUUCAACCGUACCAUGUGGGGAAUCUUCUGCCUUUCCAUCACCUUCAUUUUUAUGUCCGGACAAAUGUGGAAUCACAUUCGCGGACCGCCCUUCAUGAUGACCAAUCCGAACACCAAGGAGCCAUCGUUCAUCCACGGAUCCACACAGUUCCAGUUGAUCGCCGAGACCUACAUUGUGGGAGUUCUCUACGCCCUUGUUGCCAUCGGAUUCAUCUUUGUCAAUGAGGCUGCUGACGCAACGAACGAGAAGGACAAGAAACAGGCGGCGAACAAGAAGUCGAACAGCCCGUUGGCCCUUUUUAACGUCCCGGCAAACAGUGCGUCCAUCCAUUCUCUUCUAUUAAAAACGCGAUGUAUUUUUCAGCUCUUGCCAUCAUCGGUCUCGUCAGCAUCUGCGUCUUCUUCUCGUUCCUGCUCUCCGUCUUCCGUUCCAAGUACCGUGGAUACCCGUACUCGUUCCUCUUCGCCUAA